GUGAAGAUAAGGGUACCGCCAUCAAUCUCAAGGCCACAUUUUUCACAUAAACUUGUUUUUUCCAUAUUCUAUUAUUAUUAUUUAUGGUAAUUUAAAUUCACCAUUAUUUAUCUUAUCUUCAUAAUAAAACCAAACUGUAUGCUCUGCUUCUGGCCCUACGGUAAUCCGGAGAAGACGUUUUUCCAUCUCUAAUUUUACAAUCCUUAUCCGGAAAAUCUUUCUUUGUGUUUUCCUGCUCUGUUGCAUUUUUCUGAACCUACCCAUAUCUCUUGUUUCUUUCUUCUUUUAUUUUUCUAUAUUGUUCUGCCUUUCUGUUGUUAGGGUUAUCUUCUUUUUUCUUAUCCCUUUCAAACCCUACCUCGAACAAGAAUCGCUGUGCUUCACGCCUACUACUUCUAUUCAGUCGAGGUUUUUCUGGGUGGGUUCUAUUCCGAUUUGUGUAUAUUCCUUAUCUUUAAGUUAUUUAAAUUUAGUAAUUAAAUAACAUGGGUUUGGCGUCAGUUUUAUGGGAGAUUUUUAACAAACCUACCGCGGGUGAUGUUGUAAGAGAGUUGUUUAUGUUGAUUGCACCUUUGUGGAUUGCUGUGAUUGUUGGGGUUUUGGUUGGUUGGGCAUGGAAGCCCAAAUGGGUCAAUUUAGAUUAUAGAGAUUUGGUGGAUGCUUCACUUUCCAAGGUUGCGAAUUCAUCUUCUAUUGGUUUUGCUUCCAUUCCCAGUCUCGACUUUUUGAAGUUUCAGUUGCCCACUUGCAUAUCCGGUGUUUCUGAUGAUGGGCUGAAAUCAGACGCCUUCAAUGACCAACCUACCAUCAAUUCUGAUUGCAGUUUGCCGCAGAGACAAAACUUAGCGCUGGUGACGGAGGAUGAUUUAGAGCAUUUAUGUAGGCUUGUUGAGAUAAAAGAUGGAGGUCCAUCUUGGAUACACAUGAUGGAUCGUUCUACACAGAAUAUGCGAUAUCAAGCUUGGCGGAGAGAUCCUGAGACUGGCCCUCCACAAUAUCGAAGCAGUACCAUCUUUGAGGAUGCCACUCCUGAGAUGGUGAGGGAUUUCUUUUGGGAUGAUGAAUUUCGGUUAAAGUGGGAUGACAUGCUUACACAUGCCUCUACUUUGGAGGAGUGCCCCACCACUGGAACAAUGGUAGUCCAAUGGGUGCGCAAGUUUCCCUUCUUUUGCAGUGACAGAGAAUACAUUAUAGGCCGUCGAAUUUGGGAGUCUGGACGAUCUUACUACUGUGUAACAAAGGGAGUACCCUUCUCCUCUGUGCCAAGACGUAAUAAACCCAGACGUGUGGAUUUGUUCUAUUCAAGUUGGUGCAUUCGUGCAGUUGAAUCAAGGAGAGGGGAUGGCCAGCUGACUGCAUGUGAGAUCUUACUAUUCCAUCAUGAAGACAUGGGUAUCCCCUGGGAAAUUGCAAAGCUUGGCGUCCGACAGGGUAUGUGGGGAGCUGUCAAGAAGUUUGACCCUGCCUUCCAGGCAUAUCUAAAGGAAAGAGCAUCCACAGCCUCACCCUCACGUUAUGCCUUCAUGGCCCAGAUCAACACCAAAGUCAGUGCAGACUACCUAACAUCCUUAGAGAGUUCCACUAGCAAUUCAACCGAUAGUGAAAUAUUAGAUUCAUCUAAGAAACCUGUGGGAAGGAACAUACCUAAGCUUGUAGUUGUUGGUGGGGCAAUUGUCCUCGCUUGUAGUCUUGAUCGAGGACUCUUGACUAAGGCAGUCAUAUUUGGAGUAGCCAGAAGGUUCGCUAAAAUCGGAAAGAGGUUGUGAAUCACAGAACUUUUAUGCAUAAUUAUAGGAUGCCACCCAAGCUGGUGCUGUGGAACGGUGAGAAAUUGCAAAGAUGAUUUUCCUCGCUCAUCUUCUGUGCAGUAGAAAAGUGUAUUCUUUUUUUUUAUGCUUGACCUGCAAAGCUGCUUCAGAUUAUAAAAGGACUAAAAGAUCUUACAGUGUAUUCUUUACAAAUGGCUUUGUCAUUUGCAGGAUCUUAUCCUGCAGUAGUAACAAGCAUAUUCAUGUUUCUUUA
This is a messenger RNA of Mangifera indica (mango), 2022 nucleotides long. RefSeq lists its product as uncharacterized. The transcript is spliced from 6 exons. Bases 486 to 1766 code for a protein of 426 amino acids. Gene Ontology annotation, molecular function: lipid binding. NCBI's taxonomy places the organism in Eukaryota, Viridiplantae, Streptophyta, Magnoliopsida, Sapindales, Anacardiaceae. The record is from RefSeq and is a predicted model, not a curated record.